Molecule: messenger RNA, 1495 nt
Organism: Didymella exigua CBS 183.55
Lineage: Eukaryota; Fungi; Ascomycota; Dothideomycetes; Pleosporales; Didymellaceae
Exons: 1
Coding region: 5-1153 (382 amino acids)
Source: RefSeq, a predicted model, not a curated record
AACCAUGACAGCGGAUACUGAACGAGACGCAUUCGGCCGACUUCCCGAGGAGCUUCGGGUUAAAAUUAUCAAACUCUCACCAGACCCUUUGUCGCUGCGGUGCUUGGCCCAUGCGUCGCCCGCUAUGGGCAGAGUGCUCGACAGAUAUCCGCUUGAAAUCGUGGAGGUCAUCCUAGAGGUUACCGUUCCCGUGGAGAUCCGUCGCCUGAUUCACGCGGUUCUCAAAUUACAGUUUUCGCGCUUUCCAGCAUCCUUGUCUGAGGCUCAAAGGGUGGCGAAAAUUGACUCAACUGCGGCCACCAGCGAAAUGCGUUCGUCCAGACUAGACCGAGCCGCCUCAGCGGUACAGUCCUUACUCACGACCGCUGCGAACGUCCAUAACUGGUCUCAUGCCUGCCUCGAACAUUUGAUACGGAAAUCAAUGCAACUAAGGCCAUCCACGCUCAUCAAAAAUGGGGCUGGCAGUACACGCUGGGAGGAAUUCGAAAACGCUGAAAGUCGAAAGGACUAUCUUCCACAGGAUACCGGCCCGCCUUCGUGGGUAGAGGAGCAGCGGAUGAUCAAAUCAUUCUGGCAACUGCAGUUCUUCCUGGAACUCCAGGGCGCCGGUCACAAGGGCCACCUGGGCACCAAUUGGCCGAGACAGGAAGUUGACGUGUUGUCCCAGAGCAGCGCGGAUGGCUUUUACGACGUGUUAAACUAUCAGCAGGAGCAGAUCUUGACCGCCUGCGAUUUUCUCGGCGCAGUCACCUCUGGGACCAUUAAUUUGGUGGAAGCUGUUCACGACAACGCUUCUAAUUUGCCAACAAUACGUUGGGUUGAAGGGGCAGUGUUGAGGUGUUCCUGUGCUGAGCCGCUCUCAUUCGAGCGCAACAAGGACACCUUCAAUCAGGGUCCAGAAAACCUCGACCGAACGCCAUGGGCGUACCACUUUCAUCAUGCUAUGUCCUCAAGCGAUAGAUGGCUUGAUGGGUCUCCGCUUACGCUUGUGUACCCCUUUCAGACCUGGCGCAAAUAUGGGUUUGCUAUAUGGGAUGACAAGCGCAUGGUUGAUCUAGGCAUGCGGCACCCGAGAAAAGCGUCAGUUAUUAGUAACUCUAUACCCUACUCUUUUCGAUGGUGGAGCAUCUUAACGGAGGAAGACAUGCGUUAGGACUUGUGUGCCAUUCAUAGUUGAGCUGUUUUUCCGCCGGGAUCAAGGUCCCGUGCGAUCGGCCCAAGAUUAAGAUAGGCAAUAGAAAGAGAUGAUUAACCGAGAGAGAGAGGGAGAGAGAGAGACGGCCUGACGUAGGGCUACCCAAUAGCAUAGCUAGGAUAUUAUGUUCUGGCAGUUCUGCCGCGAUUUGCUGCCUUUGCAGGGUUGAUCUGUUAGUUAAGGCGCUACUUUAGGCCGUCUCUCUUGCGAGUUUACACGGUACCUGCGUCGUCGAGACUCCGCAGAAGGAUUCAAUCCAUCAUCAGCAUAGUAGGCCCGAACAAAUACGAAUGCUGGCCU